GGGCGCCGCCUUUUGCUCGCGGAGCCGGCUUUGUAGGGCCGGCUGUGGCGGCGGCAACAUGGCGGACGUGCUGAGCGUCGGCGUGAACCUGGAGGCCUUUUCCCAGGCCAUCAGUGCUAUCCAGGCGCUGCGCUCCAGCGUGAGCAGGGUGUUCGACUGCCUGAAGGAUGGUAUGCGCAACAAGGAGACGCUGGAGGGCCGGGAGAAGGCCUUCAUUGCGCACUUCCAGGACAACUUGCAUUCAGUCAACCGGGACCUCAAUGAGCUGGAACGUCUGAGCAACUUGGUGGGCAAGCCUUCGGAGAACCAUCCUCUCCAUAACAGUGGGCUCCUGAGCCUGGAUCCCGUGCAGGACAAAACUCCUCUGUACAGUCAGCUCCUUCAGGCGUACAAGUGGUCGAACAAGUUGCAGUACCACGCAGGACUGGCGUCUGGCCUUUUGAAUCAGCAGUCACUGAAACGCUCUGCUAACCAGAUGGGAGUAUCCGCUAAACGUCGACCAAAGGCUCAGCCCACGACCCUUGUCUUGCCGCCUCAAUAUGUUGACGACGUGAUCAGCCGCAUUGACAGGAUGUUUCCUGAAAUGUCCAUCCACUUAUCCAGGCCCAAUGGAACAUCUGCCAUGCUUCUGGUGACCUUGGGGAAGGUGCUGAAAGUGAUCGUGGUCAUGCGGAGCCUGUUCAUCGACCGCACGAUAGUGAAGGGGUACAACGAAAACGUCUACACAGAGGACGGCAAGCUUGAUAUAUGGUCCAAAUCCAACUAUCAGGUAUUCCAGAAGGUGACGGACCAUGCCACCACUGCCCUGCUCCACUAUCAGCUGCCCCAGAUGCCAGACGUCGUGGUCCGAUCCUUCAUGACCUGGUUAAGAAGUUACAUAAAGCUGUUCCAGGCCCCGUGCCAGCGCUGCGGGAAGUUUCUGCAAGACGGCCUUCCCCCCACGUGGAGGGAUUUCCGAACCCUCGAAGCCUUCCACGACACCUGCCGGCAGUAACCCGGCCCCAGCCCCCCAUCCAGCACCUGCCCCAACGAGCCCUAAGUAGCAUGAUGGUUCAGACGUGUCUUCCCGGCCCGGACACCAACACAGCCCCCCGCUCCCUCUUGCAAAGCAGCGUGUCGUACGAUAGGCCGAGCUUCUCGAGGAACAGAUUCGCUCUCUGUUGAUGGACUGAUGAUCCGCUGGGGGUGGACUGGGGAGGCUAGAGCAGACUCUUCAGGACCGGGCGUGAGGACUCGCCCCGGCCCGUCCUCCCCUGUGCAUUCGCGGUGCUGGUCAGCCCAUCCUCCCGGAUCUACGUUCUAAGUCGUUUGGAGUUGGAAUGAGCACUGGUGUCAUGCCGAGUGUUUUGUUUUGUUUUGUAACUUAUUUUUGUAAGCAAUAAACCUUUUCUAUCCAGGA
Messenger RNA from Phacochoerus africanus (Common warthog), 1399 nucleotides. It is a transcript of the gene MED27, whose product is annotated as mediator complex subunit 27. The record is from RefSeq and is a predicted model, not a curated record. Gene Ontology annotation, molecular function: transcription coactivator activity. Gene Ontology annotation, biological process: regulation of transcription by RNA polymerase II. Bases 59 to 994 code for a protein of 311 amino acids. Lineage: Eukaryota; Metazoa; Chordata; Mammalia; Artiodactyla; Suidae. Gene Ontology annotation, cellular component: mediator complex. The transcript is spliced from 8 exons.